GCAUCCCAGGGAGAACUUAGAAAAGCAGCCUCGGGGUGCGCGGCAGCCUUCAGACCAGAGCGCCUGCGUCUGCCUCUCUGCGCGGACUCCCGGGGCCGCCGGGCACACGGAGCGCUCGCCCUCCGGCCGCCAUGGACAACGGGUCCUGCUGCCUCCUCCAGGGGGACCCCAUCGCGCAGGUGAUGCCCCCGCUGCUGAUCCUGUUCUUCGUGCUGGGCGCCCUGGGCAACGGCAUCGCCCUGUGCGGCUUCUGCUUCCACAUGAAGACCUGGAAGCCCAGCACGAUCUACCUGUUCAACCUGGCCGUGGCCGACUUCCUGCUCAUGAUCUGCCUGCCGCUGCGGACGGACUACUACCUGCGGGGCCGGCGGUGGGCCUUCGAGGACGUCCCCUGCCGGGUGGCGCUGUUCAUGCUGGCCACCAACAGGGCCGGGAGCAUCGUCUUCCUGACGGUGGUGGCCGUGGACAGGUACUUCAAGGUGGUCCACCCCCACCACGCGCUGAACGCCAUCUCCAACCGGACAGCGGCCGGCCUGGUCUGCGCCCUCUGGGCCACGGUCAUCCUGGGCACGCUGCACCUCCUGACGGAGAGCCACCUGUGCGUGCAAGCGGCCACCGUGUCUUGUGAGAGCUUCAUCAUGGAGUCGGCCAACGGCUGGCACGACAUCAUGUUCCAGCUGGAGUUCUUCCUGCCCCUCGGCGCCAUCCUGUUCUGCUCCUGCCGGGCGGUCUGGAGCCUGCGGCAGAGGCGGCAGCUGGCGCGGCAGGCCCGCAUGAGGAGGGCCACCCGCUUCAUCGCGGUGGUGGCGGCCGUGUUCGUCACCUGCUACCUGCCCAGCGUGUCGGCCCGGCUGUACUUCCUCUGCACGGUGCCCUCCAGCGUCUGCGACCCCUCCAUCCACAUGGCCCUCCACGUGACCCUCAGCUUCACCUACAUGAACAGCGUGCUGGACCCCCUGGUGUAUUAUUUUUCCAGCCCCUCGUUCCCCAAGUUCUACACCAACCUCAAAAUCUGCAGCCUGAACCCCAAGCGUCCGGGGCGCCCCAAGACGCGGCAGCCGGAGGAGAUGCCCAUCUCGGACCUGUGUCGCCGGAGCUGUGCCAGCGUGGCCAACGGCUUGCAGAGCCAGUCCGAGCUGCCGUGGGAUCUCCGAAUGUGAGCGCCCCUCCCUGAAACAGACGGACAGAAUCGAGGAGGACAGACUGGAGACUUAGAAAGAACUCCCCGCGAAGGGGUGGGGGCUGGGCUGUGACCCCCUCGCUCUGGUGGAAACCGACCUUAGGCUGCCGCGCCUUUUUGGAAGGUCCCAGUGGAGAAGUGAGUGGGUCACAUUUAAGGGAUCUGAUUACAGUGACGGCAGACAACAGGUGCUCGUAGUGGGCAUGGGGGGCGGGGGGCGGGGGGUGUCGGGAAGAGCUGGGCUCCUGUGGCAUUUCAAACAGCUGAGGAAAUAGGUACUAAGCCUGCCACGUUCUCUCUCUCCCGGGGAGUUAAUGAACUUGGUGACUUACCAGCAUUUCUUCUCCUCUGACCUGAAAUCAUUCCUUGUCUUGGAAAACGGAAACGGGACUAAGUCGACGCCUUUACGUGGGGCUGAGGGAGGCUCUGCUGACUGGAACGCCCUAGUCUGAUGGUUUUCAUCUUCACAGGGGUGGGGGUGGGGGUGGGGGUGGGGGUGGGGUUGCUCGUUUCUUGACUGCUCCGGAGCCCGGGAAGAAUGACAGCAAAAACAAUCUGCUCUGACCUUCUCCGGGCUCCGCAUUUUUCUGCAAGCCUCUGCAUUUCAAAGAGCUCGCUGAGGGGUAUGUUUACCUGCCCUGAUUUCUCCAGUGGCAGCUGGAAAA
This is a messenger RNA of Phyllostomus discolor (pale spear-nosed bat), 1845 nucleotides long. It is a transcript of the gene HCAR1, whose product is annotated as hydroxycarboxylic acid receptor 1. The record is from RefSeq and is a predicted model, not a curated record. Gene Ontology annotation, molecular function: G protein-coupled receptor activity. Gene Ontology annotation, cellular component: membrane. The transcript has a single exon. Lineage: Eukaryota; Metazoa; Chordata; Mammalia; Chiroptera; Phyllostomidae. Gene Ontology annotation, biological process: G protein-coupled receptor signaling pathway. Bases 132 to 1160 code for a protein of 342 amino acids.